Aspergillus chevalieri is the source of this 1329-nucleotide messenger RNA. Its product is annotated as AAR2 splicing factor family protein. NCBI's taxonomy places the organism in Eukaryota, Fungi, Ascomycota, Eurotiomycetes, Eurotiales, Aspergillaceae. The transcript has a single exon. The record is from RefSeq and is a predicted model, not a curated record. Gene Ontology annotation, biological process: spliceosomal tri-snRNP complex assembly. The coding region runs from base 1 to 1329 and encodes 442 amino acids.
AUGACCUCCAUCCACCCAACCCCCACAAUCCUAAUCCCACACCUUCCCCCCAAAACCUUCGUCGGCAUCGACCUCGUCACCUUCACCUCCACCGCGAACUUCCACGGCAUCCGCGACCUCCCACCGGGCUGGCAUUUCUUGUACUCGGGUACGACAGAGACACUAUCGCUGCGGAGCGGGGGGUGGUUCUACGUCCACGACGAUGAAGAUAGCGGGGCAGUUGCGACGACGGGGAGAACGCCGGAGAUAUUUAUCUGGAAAUGGGACGCGGAAACAGAGACGCUCGUUCCGCUGAAGGGGGAUAGCGAUGCGGAACGGCAAGAGGCGCUGCGGUUUAAGGCGAAUUUGGGGAUGGUCUGGCAGGCGGGGAAGCUUUUUCGGUAUCGGAGUCGGGUGACUGCGCAGGGUGUGCCGAAGAAUCAGGUGGUGGACGAGGAGGACGAGGAGAUUGAGGAGGAAGGUAGACGGGAUUGGACUGGUUUGACGGAUAGGUUGUCGGUGGAUGUUUUUUCGAGGAUUGUGGGGGAUCCGGAGGUCGAUGCUGAUGGAAGGCCGAGGUGGAUGGUUACGUCUGCGAGUACGGCGAAGAGGGAUACGGAUGAUAUCCCGGGGUUGGCAAGUGCUGAGCCGGAUGGGCUGGGUGUUGAUGGGAGGGGGAGGCAGGAGGUUGAAUUCUCAUUUCUCCCAAUUGAGCUGAGGAAGACGUGGAGAGAGGGCGCGGUUGGUCGCGAACGAACAGAAGCAGCGCAAGACAGAUCCUGGGCGCUGGGCGAUUUGAUCAAACAAUACACCCCCACCGAUUCCACAGAUGACAGCGAAGGCGAGAGCCAAAUCCUCGGCGAACUACAAUUCACCUUCCUCAUGGCCCUAACACUCCUCAACUUCUCCUGCCUGCAACAAUGGAAACGCCUCCUCGAACUAAUUCUAACCUGCCGCACCGCCAUCGCAGAACGAGAACCGUUCAUGUGCGACGUCCUCCGCCUCUUACUGCUCCAACUCCAACGCUGCGACGAUCUAGAAGGUGGGUUUUUUGCCAUCGACGCAGACGAAGGCGGCGAGUAUCUGCGUAAAUGGUUAGUGAGAUUUGUCAGGUCUUUCGAAGAAGUUACUCUCAUUGGCGCGGGUUCUAUCGUCAAGGGUGAAUUGGAUAAGUUGCAGGCUUGGGUGAGGAGUGAAUAUGAAUGGGAUUUACACCCAGAGGGCGUUCUGAGACGGGGGAUGCUGCAGCUGGAGGAUGGGGAAGAGGUGGAGAUGGAGAUGGCUGAUGAUGAGGAUGAGGAGACGGGGGAGUAUGCGCCUACAGUUGUGGAGUUGGGGGGUGGUUUCUAG